UCUCAGCCGAACUAAACAAAUACAAGAAAAAAUCUCUUUGAUUGCAUUGGAGGAAAUAUUUAUCGGGACAAGCCAUGAUUAAUAUUCACGUAAUGGUGAUUUUGUUGCUGAGCUUCAAGCAGAGUUUUGGAAUUGAAGUAAAUAUAACAAAAAAAUUCCCCAAAUCGAUAGGUACACUGUAUAGUGUACAAUUUGAUAGAAAGUUACAUAUGACAAUUCCCGAUGAAUGUGCUAAUCUCGAUUUUUGUGAGGAAAUUCCCGAUUUUCCGGAAGAUGAAAUUUCAAAAUUAAUAAAUUUAUUGAUUGCUGAUAAAAUGACUUUUAAUCAAGAUCGUGAAGCUACAUUUGACGAACAUAUGGACGCGGGUAGAGCAAUUAAUCUGUGCCGUUCGAGAUUAACUUUUAUCCAACCGAAGGCAGUGAAAGUUGGUAAUGAAUGGCAUCUAGUAUUAAACUCUGAAAGCAACAUGGUUCAAUCGUUCAGAGGAGAAAUAUGUAUGGACGCACAAAAUGCUCCUUGCUCAAGCUUGGUAAACUUCAAUCGAGGCUUUACGGGACACUGUGUCCAAAAGUAUAUGGAAACACGUAUGAUCGUGCUUAGUAAAAACUAUGACGAAGUCAUAGCGUUGCCUCAAUCAGUACCAAGUUGUUGUUCCUGCAUGGCUUUCCAACUAUGAAUACGCCUUUGACUUCAUAAACGUCACCGUUUCAUAUGAAAUGGUUUGAAAUCUACUCGAUUUUUGUUAAUGUUUUAGAGAACCAAAAUCAAAAACCACUGUUUAAUAUGAAUUUACUAUGUAUAAAAAAUUAAUAAAAUGUCUGCUUAUAAAAUGGAGUAUAUUUU
Messenger RNA from Pieris rapae (cabbage white), 844 nucleotides. RefSeq lists its product as uncharacterized. The record is from RefSeq and is a predicted model, not a curated record. Gene Ontology annotation, biological process: innate immune response; central nervous system formation; regulation of Toll signaling pathway. Gene Ontology annotation, cellular component: extracellular region. Gene Ontology annotation, molecular function: Toll binding; growth factor activity. NCBI's taxonomy places the organism in Eukaryota, Metazoa, Arthropoda, Insecta, Lepidoptera, Pieridae. Bases 75 to 677 code for a protein of 200 amino acids. The transcript has 6 exons.